Messenger RNA from Zootoca vivipara (common lizard), 2099 nucleotides. RefSeq lists its product as uncharacterized. Gene Ontology annotation, molecular function: RNA polymerase II cis-regulatory region sequence-specific DNA binding; DNA-binding transcription factor activity. The record is from RefSeq and is a predicted model, not a curated record. Gene Ontology annotation, biological process: regulation of transcription by RNA polymerase II. Lineage: Eukaryota; Metazoa; Chordata; Lepidosauria; Squamata; Lacertidae.
UUUGAAAUUUCCUCCUUCCUUCUUUGUCAAAGCAUUGUGGAACUGCAGCAGGCGCUGCCCAGGCAAAUUGGUGGUGCUUAUAGGGAGAGGAGGAAGAGCCUCCCUCGCUGGCUUGGCUUGAGAAUUUCUGGUCGUCACUUAGAAAUAAACCACUUCUACUGAUUUUGCAGACCCCCUUGAGGGUCUUGGACCACCUCCAUUUUUGACAAGAGACGGGAGAGAAAACGAGAGGAGGAGGCGGAGGAAGGGGCAGUCCGGUUCUCAAAAUGGACAUGCGAAAUGUGACAGGCUCCAGAGCAUGGGAAGAAAUGGAAGGUGUAGCAAAAGCCCCACAUCACAGGGGCAGAGGGCAGUUCCUUAUUGGGACACCUUCCCAUUAUAUAAAACGUGAGCCGGAAGAAGGGGCGCUGGAACGCUGGGAAGCCCAGUUGCAGGAGUUUCUGAGGAUGCUGCAGGCCCCCAACUCAGGAUGCAGGAACCUACAGAUAUCUGAGGAGCCCUCAGCAUGGGAGGAUGCUAAGGCCUUCCUGGCCUCCUUUGAGCAAGUAGCCUCAGCCUGCCGGUGGCCUCAGGACAAGUGGGUGACCCUCCUCCUGCCGGCUCUCAGCGGAGACCUUGAGCAGGCCUUCAGCGGCCUCAGUGCCCAGGACAAGGGAGACUACAGGAAGGUGAAGGCGGCCAUCUUGCAAGGGGAGGCCAUUGCGAGGGAGAAGCAGCGGCAGCACUUCAGGCAACUCCGCUAUCGGGAGGCGGAGGGUCCGAGAGGCGUUUAUGGCCGGCUCCGAGAGCUUUGUGGCCAGUGGCUGAAAAUUGAGAGGCACACAAAGGAUGAGAUCCUGGAGCUGCUGAUCUUGGAGCAGCUCCUGAGCAUCCUGCCGGGAGACAUGCAGAGCUGGGUCAGGGAGCAAAAGCCGGAGAGCUGUGCCCAUGCGGUGGCCCUGGCGGAGGAAUUCCUCUUGGGCCGGGACGAGAUGGAGGGUCCAGAACAGAAGGUACCUGUGCCUUUUGCGGUGAUGUCUGCCGGUCCUUCUGAGGCAGGCCAGCUUCUGCCACAGGACACCUGGGCUGGGCAGGUCUUCAGAGAAGCUGCGGACGAGCAGAGUGAUGCGACGAGAUUGCCGAGUAAUGAGCGGGUAUUGGAGAAUGAGACAAAUACCCUCCACCAGGAAGAUUCUGUGCAAGGAGAAGCAAGCAAUACCUGCUUGGGAAGAGAUGAGGAUUUCCAUGACCAUCAAAAGCGAAUGAUGUUUGAGAAUCAGCCAGGGCUGUUGAAUGAUCAAGAGAGAAGCUAUGAGAGUAGUCUGGUGGAAAAAUCCACUUUCAAUGCAGAAGUUAGCAGAGAGGAGAGAGAAUCCGCUGAAUCACAAAGAAUAGAGUGUAGUGAGGUACAAAAAGCAUCGUCUGACUGUCGAAGAAACUUUGAACGUAGUUCAGACCUUAUGGUACAGCAGAGCAUUCACAUCAGAGAGAAGCCAUACCUGUCAUUCUAUUGUGGAAACAGUGUCAUUCAGACGCAGGGCCUUCUUGCACAUGAGAGAACCCACACAGGAUUGUGGAACACGUAUAAUUACUCUAACAGUGGGAAAAACUUCAGUUGCAGUUCAGGCUCUAUGCAGCACAUGAGAAUCCACACAGGAGAGUCUCUGUACACGUGCUCUCACUGCGGCAAAAACUUUGUUGAUUGUUCAGUCUUACAGGAACACGUCAGGCUGCACACACUGGAGACACCGUACAAGUGCUCAGACUGCGGGAAGAGCUUUGACAAAAAGCGUUACCUGAACAACCACGUGAGGAAGCACAGAGGGGAGAAGCCGUAUGAGUGCCUGCAAUGUGGGAAAAGCUUCCCUAUAAAGUCCAAACUUGUAAAACACGAGAUAAUACACAUGAGGGAGAUGCCAUACAAGUGCGCCCUUUGUGGGAAAACAUUCGUUCGGAAGUCAGACCUUUGUGCACAUGAGAAAAUCCACACAGCACAGUAGAUAUUUCAAAAUUUAUCUGGCAGGAGAAGAAGCCAAGCAUAAAACAAAAAUUAUUAAUAGAUUCUAAGGAUAGAGGCGGCUCUACUAGGGCCAGGGCCUUUUCAGUAUUGGCCCUGUUGU